Leptinotarsa decemlineata (Colorado potato beetle) is the source of this 1204-nucleotide messenger RNA. RefSeq lists its product as uncharacterized. NCBI's taxonomy places the organism in Eukaryota, Metazoa, Arthropoda, Insecta, Coleoptera, Chrysomelidae. The record is from RefSeq and is a predicted model, not a curated record.
GUGUUAAAAAUAACGAUUUGGUGUUGGGAAAAAACUCCAGUAAUAUUCAAGUUUUUUGAUAAUAAACAUAGUACCUAAACCUUUAGAGAUACUUGAUUUUUUUCAUAAAUCUCAAUUUACACAUUAUUUUUUGGGCAUUUGUUCCAAAUUUUUUGAACAACUCCUUGAAGUUUGUUCCACAUAUAUGUAUCUGUACUGUAUAAUGCAAAGAACGUGAUGAAGAACAGUGUUAGCGUCCAUAGUUCACAUACAUAUGAGUUACUUAAUUAACAGAUUAUUUUUUUCAAGGCUAAUGAUGACUUUUAUGAUCUUGUUGCUUCGUAUUUUUCGUUAGGAUUCCAAUAUAAAGAAACUCUAACAUUUCUGAAUGUUCUGCACAAAACAGAUUUAUCGUCGGACCUUGAAGACGUAAACAUUUUUCAAGAAUAGAAGAUGUAGUGGUAUUCACAGAAAACGAAUUUAACACAUCUGGUCAACUUCAUGGUUACAAAUGGAUGCAUUUACGUUGCUUGCAGAACAAUUUUAUUAUAACAUAGCAAAUUGUUCAAGAACUCCUUAGUUUACUGGAUCCAGUUGGAGUAGAAGGGCGCAAAAGAUAUCGGCUUCGUCGCAGGCAAUACGACAAUAAAGGUCCAAAUUAUCUAUGGCAUAUGACAAAUAAAAGUCCUAAGGUAAUUGGAGGAUAUUUCUUAGAAGCAGUGAAGUCCAACGGAGGAUGUCCCAGAACUUUACGAACCGAUAUGGGCACUGAAAAUGGAGUAAAGAAGAGGAUACAAAAAGCCUUUCAUGAAGUAUUUGCUGAAUCAACAAAUCUACCAUGUUUUUUGUAUGGAAAAAGCAUGCACAAUCAAAGGAUAGAAUCUUGGUUAUCUAUAUUAAGUAAACAUAAUGCACAAUACUGGAUGAAUUCAUUUCAAACCCUAAUAGAAGACAAUUUAUUUGAUGGAUCAUUUAUGGACAAGUCUCUAGUUUAAUUUUGUUUCAUACCAUUAGUACAAAUGAGAGGUAAGUUGUUAAUGAAAUUUUAAUAAUGAUUCUUAUUUCAGAGUGAUUUUGAUCAAGUAUGUUUGGAAUUGAGUAUUCAUAGAAUACGGAAAACAAGAAAUGCUAUUGCUCCAGCAGAGAGACCAAGUAUAUUGUAUGCGAUGCCUUCCCUUUAUGGAGUUACAGAUUACCUGAUCAAGAUUCCAUCAUUCGCUUUUAA